UCCCAUCAUCGUCAUAAUUUUCCUUACGUUCACUCAUAAAUUUCAUUUGUGUUUUAUCUGUCAUCAUCAUCAGACGUGAAAGUGAUUUGAAGAAGAAAAAUUCAUUCGUUAGAUUUCAACGCGUGGUGUGAUAAAAAAACUAUGAGAAAAUGUUCACGAAUUGGUUAACAUCGGAUACGCCAAUUAAGAGUAAUGAUUCAGUUAUUCCAAUGUCAUUACCACCAGACGUUUCUAUUGAAGUUGGCCCACCACCAUUCACAAGAUUUCCAGCACAUUCAACAAUUAUUUCAUCACAAAGUGGAUAUUUUCGUGCAGCGAUAAGUCGCGUCACUGAAGCAGGAAAACUGCAUGAAAAUACAAUUUUCCUACCGAAUAUUACAGUCGAACAUUUCACACCUUUAUUCAGUUACAUGUACACGGGAUUUCUGGAGUUAAACUUUGAAAAUAUUUUCGGUGUUUUACUCGCAACUCACAUUCUUCACAUGCCAAGAGCUUUGGAGAUUUGUCGUGAUUUUCUAGCACACACUCAAAGACAACAACAAAAUGAGUUUUAUAGUUCAGCAGUACCAGUUAUGGCGCCAACAUUGUUCAGUAAAGUCGUUCGACCGAUUGCAAGCAAACCAUCAAAUUUGGGAUUAAAUUUUGUGUCACCACCUAAAGCUCCCAGCAAUUUAUUAGUUCCAAGUCAUGGAACACCUUUCAAGACAUUAUCAAACAUUUCAAGUGAUGAAACAUUGCAAUUGGAACAAAAAUCUAUGAAAGAAUUCAAUUCUUUAGAAAAACCAACAGUUGAAGAUAAAAAAUUAAUUUCUCAAAAAUCAACAGCAAUUAAUCUAACAAAAGUGAAAAGCAUGGAAUAUUCAUCGACAGUGAACUCAAACUUAAACGCAACAACAAAUGAAAGUGAUAAAGUUGUUAUAGAUAUUGCAAGUUGUGACGGUCCCGUUCGUUUCCGACGGAUUUUAAAUGAAGCUUUUGAACAAAAUAUGAAAUCGACAGUUCCAGUAUCAACAACGACAACUGAAGAGUUAAGAGGAUUAAAGUAUCAAAGCUCAAAUGCUUUAUCAUUUCAUCAACAGAUGGCUCGAAAUAUUAAUGAACAAUAUAACAAGCAAAAGUGUUUUCCUUUACACAAUAACGAGGAAUCAGAAAAUUCUCAAUUGUCUGGUGAACUUUUUACAUGUGUUUAUUGCAAUCACACAUUCAAGUCAAAGUAUUGUUAUCAAAAACAUGCAAAACGUCACAUCAAUCCAUUAAAUUCAAUUUUAAAGUGUCGUGAUGAUUGUGAUUCAAGUGACGGUGAUGUUAAGCGAAUUACUGAACAAUCAACAGUGAUACCAGUCAAACGUGACUCUAUUAAACCAUUGGAUAUGAAUGUUCAAUAUUAUCCAUGUAAAACGUGCGGAUGUAAAUUUCCAAGCUACUAUUUCGUUCAUAAACAUCGGAAGUUAUGUCAUCCGGAAAUUGGUGAUGGAUCAAUACAACCAAUUCAAGAAGAAAAUGUUAUCAUUACAGAAGAUGGUUCGAGGAAGAAGGAUGAUAUUUAAGGCCGAAAAAGUCUCAUUCAAUUUGUUUUUUUUAUUGUAGAAAAUUUGAUUUA
Molecule: messenger RNA, 1600 nt
Organism: Clunio marinus
Lineage: Eukaryota; Metazoa; Arthropoda; Insecta; Diptera; Chironomidae
Source: the annotation of a GenBank genome assembly